Molecule: messenger RNA, 2486 nt
Organism: Vigna unguiculata (cowpea)
Lineage: Eukaryota; Viridiplantae; Streptophyta; Magnoliopsida; Fabales; Fabaceae
Product: beta-galactosidase 15-like
Biological process (GO): carbohydrate metabolic process
Molecular function (GO): hydrolase activity, hydrolyzing O-glycosyl compounds; carbohydrate binding
Source: RefSeq, a predicted model, not a curated record
UCACUAAUGGCUACUUCAAAGUUAUUUUCUCUGUCACUCUGUUUAUUUGUUUUGUUGUUGGCCACUAAUGCAUUUGAAGUUUCUAACGAUGGAAGAGCCAUCAAGAUUGAUGGUAAGCGAAGAAUACUUAUAUCUGGAUCAAUCCAUUAUCCUAGAAGCACACCUCAGAUGUGGCCCGAUUUAAUCAAGAAAGCGAAAGAAGGAGGUUUAGAUGCAAUAGAAACAUAUGUUUUCUGGAAUGCACAUGAACCUUCUCGUCGUGUCUAUGAUUUUUCUGCCAACAAUGAUCUCAUUACAUUUCUCAAGACCAUUCAAGAUUCUGGCCUCUAUGCCAUUCUUCGCAUUGGUCCAUAUGUUUGUGCCGAAUGGAACUAUGGAGGGAUUCCUGUGUGGGUUUACAAUCUACCCGGUGUUGAGAUCAGGACCGUCAAUAAUGAGUUUAUGAAUGAGAUGCAAAAUUUCACUACUUUGAUCGUGGAUAUGGUAAAAAAAGAGAAACUUUUUGCUUCUCGGGGUCCCAUUAUUCUCACUCAGAUCGAAAAUGAAUACGGUAACGUGAUUUCACAUUAUGGAGAAGCGGGAAAAGCUUACAUAAAUUGGUGUGCAAAUAUGGCCGAGUCAUUGAACGUUGGAGUUCCAUGGAUCAUGUGUCAAGAAUCCGAUGCUCCUCAGCCUAUGAUCAAUACUUGCAAUGGAUGGUACUGCGACAACUUUCAACCCAAUAAUCCCAACAGUCCUAAAAUGUGGACCGAAAAUUGGGUUGGUUGGUUCAAGAAUUGGGGUGGCAGAGAUCCACACAGAACUGCCGAAGAUGUUGCCUACUCUGUGGCUAGAUUUUUCCAAACUGGAGGCACAUUCCAAAAUUAUUACAUGUACCAUGGAGGGACUAAUUUCGGUAGAACAGCCGGUGGUCCAUAUAUCACCACUACAUACGAUUACGAUGCUCCUCUUGAUGAAUACGGCAACAUUGCUCAACCAAAAUGGGGUCACCUCAAAGAGCUUCAUAGUGUUUUGAAGUCCAUGGAGGAAACUCUUACAAAUGGAAAAGUAUCUGAGACUGAUUUUGGAAACUCUGUUAAGGCCACCGUUUAUGCCACCAAUGGAUCAUCAAGCUGCUUCUUGAGCAACACCAACACCACCACUGAUGCCACCCUAACAUUUAGAGGAAACAAGUACACAAUUCCAGCAUGGUCUGUUAGUCUUCUUCCUGAUUGUCACCAUGAAGAGUAUAACACUGCCAAGGUGAAUGUUCAAACCUCUGUGAUGGUCAAAGAAACCAAACAAGAAGAAAAAGAGCCAAUAGCUUUGAAAUGGACGUGGAGGUCAGAGAAUAUUGAUAAUGCUCUUCAUGCUAAAAGCAACAUCUCUGCACCUGGACUCAUUGAUCAAAAACUUAUGACUAGUGAUACCAGUGACUAUCUCUGGUACAUGACGAAACUUCAUCUCAAGCACGAUGAUCCAGUUUGGAGCGAAAAUAUGAGUCUUAGGAUCAACGGCAGCGGCCAUGUGAUUCACGCAUUCGUUAAUGGAGAACAUAUUGGCUCUCAUUGGGCCACAUAUGGAAUUCACAACGAUAAAUUUGAGUCAAAGAUUAGGUUGAAGCGAGGAACAAAUACCAUAAGCUUGCUUAGUGUCACCGUUGGACUUCAGAACUAUGGAUCACACUUUGAUACAUGGCAUUCCGGUCUUGUUGGGCCAAUUGAGCUGGUGAGUGAGAAAGGUGAUGAAACCAUCACUAAGGAUUUAUCAUCACACAAAUGGCUAUACAAAGUUGGAUUGAAUGGUUGGAACCACAAAUUCUUCAGUGAAGACUCACCUACCAACUGGGAAUCUCAACAAUUACCCACAAAUAGAAUGCUCACUUGGUACAAGACUACCUUCAAAGCUCCUAUGGGUUCAGACCCUGUUGUGGUAGAUCUGAAGGGAAUGGGCAAAGGGUAUGCAUGGGUGAAUGGUGAAAAUCUUGGACGCAUAUGGCCCAGUUAUUUGGCCGAGGAAGAAGGUUGCAGUGAUGAGCCAUGUGAUUACCGUGGAGAGUACACCGACACAAAAUGUGUUACCAAUUGUGGAAACCCGACACAGAGAUGGUACCAUGUUCCUCGCUCCUUUCUGCGUGAUGAUGGUGAAAAUAGUUUGGUUUUGUUUGCGGAGUUGGGUGGUAACCCUUCAUUGGUGAAGUUCGAAACUGUUGUUGUUGGAAGUGCAUGUGGAAAUGCAUAUGAGAACAAGAUCUUGGAGUUGUCUUGCCAAGAUCGUCCAAUUUCUGCAAUUAAAUUUGCGAGUUUUGGUGAUCCCAAAGGAGUGUGUGGAUCAUUCACCAAGGGUAGUUGUGAAAGCAAAAAGAAUGCAUUGUCCAUCAUGGAAAAGGAAUGCGUUGGUAAGAAAGCAUGUUCCAUUGAUGUUUCGGAGAAAAUAUUUGGUCCAACAACUUGUGGAAGUAUUACCAAGAGACUUGCAGUGGAGAUAGUUUGUUAGGAUUUAACUUA